AUGGCUGACCCUCGCCUCCCCUCAGAACCACGCGUCUUCCCUGCUUCAGGGUGGGAUAAAGUCAACCCUUCCCUACCUGUUGAAAAGGAGACGAUUCUGACCUACAGACCAGAAGAGUUCUACCCGGUCUGCAUCGGUGAGGUAUUCAACGACCGAUAUCAAGUAGUCGGCAAGUUGGGAUAUGGAUCUAGCGGCGACUCCAGGGACCACCGUUACAUAGCUUUAAAGAUUUACGCAGUAAUCAUCCACUCCGAUUACGCGGGUCAGUCGUGUUUGCGACCUCUGAUAGAGAUCUUUCAGGCCCGGAGCCAGACACAGAGCGUGCUCAUACUUGUCUGGUGGAUGUCAUCUCUUGGUUCCAGCCUCGACCAGCUCAUUCGGCUGCUGUCAGAUAGGGUCAAGAGUAGCGCCAUGGUGAGGACCACCGCACAGAUCGUACAUACCGGAAUAACUGAGUGUUCAAAUGUCCAACCGCACAAUAUCCUCCUCGGCAUCAAGGACAACUCAAUCCGCCUGUACCACGGAAGACCCAGUUGUACUGAUCGUACCAUUGAAAUGUCACGGCCGCUCCUUCUCCUCUAUGAAUCACCCGCUCUCUGUGAUGUAGGCGAGGCUCGACUCGGCACCGACCAGCAAAACGGCGACAUAAUGCCAGAUAUAUAUUGGGUACUUGAGGUCAUCUUAGACAUGAGCUGGAACUACAAAGUUGACAUCUGGAAUGUUGAGAUGAUUUGGGAUCGGUUCGAGCAUCAACGCAUUUUUAGAGCCCGCGAUUCCGAAGGUAACCUGAACGAUGCAUGUCAUCUUGCCGAGACGCAAGCAGUCUUAGGAGGUGCCCCUCCUGAAUUUCUCGCUCGAAGCGAACGGAAUCUCCAUUUUUGGGAUGAAAUUGGCCUGUCGAGCCCUUUUACCUACAUUCGGACCCCCAGCCCAGGUCAUGUAGAGCCAGAUCGAGCUGAGACAUCAGAAUUCAUUCCCAAGCUUUCUGAUCGGAUCCGCCAGAUUGUCUGGACUGCAAUAGAGGGAAGAUCAAAAAUGCCUCUGCGAUGCCGAGCACAGACGUGGCUAAUCGAUCCUCAGCUACUAGAAAGAUGGAUCGCUGGCUAA
Molecule: messenger RNA, 1107 nt
Organism: Aspergillus saccharolyticus JOP 1030-1
Lineage: Eukaryota; Fungi; Ascomycota; Eurotiomycetes; Eurotiales; Aspergillaceae
Exons: 8
Coding region: 1-1107 (368 amino acids)
Biological process (GO): regulation of mRNA processing; spliceosomal complex assembly
Source: RefSeq, a predicted model, not a curated record